Molecule: messenger RNA, 949 nt
Organism: Halichondria panicea
Lineage: Eukaryota; Metazoa; Porifera; Demospongiae; Suberitida; Halichondriidae
Product: mediator of RNA polymerase II transcription subunit 8-like
Exons: 6
Coding region: 117-866 (249 amino acids)
Biological process (GO): regulation of transcription by RNA polymerase II
Cellular component (GO): core mediator complex; mediator complex
Molecular function (GO): RNA polymerase II cis-regulatory region sequence-specific DNA binding; transcription coregulator activity
Source: RefSeq, a predicted model, not a curated record
UUUAAUUACAGACGCCUUCGAAAAGCAUUCUGUGGUGGCUAAAUUAGAUAUUUAUAGCCGCGGAUAAUAUCGAGGCUUAAGUUCAGUAAAGGUUUUUUCUUUCUACACACCCCACGAUGAGUCAGAGCUCCUCUGGACAAGAUGCUGUCGGUAGUGACAAAGAUGUGGAGGUUGCGCUGGCGUCAGUUCAUGCAAAGGUCACAGGGGUCAAAGAGGCACUCUCCAACUUUGUAGGCAAGAUGGAGCAUGAACUACUCACAUGGCCUAGUGUUCUGGACAGCUUUGCGUCAGUGUCAGGCCACACCAGUGUACUCAUGAAGCAGCUCUGCAGUGAAAAGAUGCCCCCUCUACACACUCGAGUGCUGCUACCCCUCGAGGUCUCUAGUGACAGGGACCCAGAACUAGAAAGGCACACUGAGGGAAGAGUGCCCACCCUACAUCAUGAAGUAGUACCUAACUACCUGCGUACCAAACUGGACCUGGACUUGGAGGCCAAACAGAACAAAUUAGCAUCGAAAGCAAAAGAGGAAGAACCUAAUGUCAGGAAUAAGAUCCAGAAUUUCAACAAACUAUUAUCAAGCUCUCUUGAGAAAAUUGUAGAGCUUAGAGAAGUUAUUGAUGAUCAGAAAUCAAAGAAAGGUACUGCUCAGACAAGUUCAGCUGAGACUAAGAAACUAGUGAGUGUGUACCUCCAUGGUACAGGACUGCCACCUCCUAUGGCGAUGAGGAGACCACUCCCUCAGCAAUCACCCGGGAAGAUGGCGACACUGGCUAGAGGAGUGGGCGGGAGAAUGCCAAGUGCUGUGAGAACUGAUUUGAAACAAGGCAUACAGACUGCAACAGCUCCUUAUGGUAGACCAAAGUAACAAUCUGUCAUUUAUAGAUUUAUCAAUUUAUUUUUGGAGUAUAAUUAUACUGUAACUUCAAUAUAAUAAUAAUCAGUAUUUAA